Molecule: messenger RNA, 1496 nt
Organism: Salvia miltiorrhiza (redroot sage)
Lineage: Eukaryota; Viridiplantae; Streptophyta; Magnoliopsida; Lamiales; Lamiaceae
Product: mavicyanin-like
Exons: 2
Coding region: 57-422 (121 amino acids)
Cellular component (GO): plasma membrane
Molecular function (GO): electron transfer activity
Source: RefSeq, a predicted model, not a curated record
AGUUUUUUCACAAAACCUCUCUCUCUCUCUCUCUCUCUCUCUCUCUCUCACUAGCAAUGGCUGCAACGAUGAUGUUAAUUGCAGCACUACUCUUAUGGAGUUCAGAGGCUUUGCAGCAUAGAGUUGGAGAUUCAAUCUGGUCAAUCCCUCCCACCAUUAACUUCUACAAAAACUGGUCUUCUUCCUACACCUUCCACACCGGAGAUACUCUCUAUUUCGACUUCGAUUCGGGGCUCUACAACGUGCUUCAAGUGUCGAGGGGCGAGUUCGACCGGUGCACCGGAGACGAGCCGUACAACGCCGCCUACGACGGCCCGGCAACGAUCCCUCUGCCCCUCGAAGGGGUGUCUUAUUACGUAUGCAAUGUGUCUAACUACUGUGCCUUGGGACAGAAGGUUUGGAUCAUUGUGGAACAGAGUUGAUUUAUACCAAAUCAAGAAAAUAUUUUAUGUUGCACCUUUUUUUUUUUUUGGAUCUAGUAGUUUUUUUAUAGCUUUUGAGGUUUGGAAAUUUGGAAAAUUCCAUGUUGAAAGUUUUGUGUAUUAUGGUUCUAUUAUAGUUUUUGUUUUGUUUGUGUAUUUCUGUCAGUUUUUGGUUUGAAAUCCUUUGUUAGUUCUGUGUGUUUUCAAUGUUGAAGAAACAUCAUAAAGUGUUUAUGAAUUUUCUUUUACAUUAUGAUUAAAAGAUAAUUCGAUGUUCAAAAUGAUGAAGCUUCAUAUAUGUAGAGAGGGGUGUCUGCAUCAUUAGCAAAAUGUUUAGGGACUUAUUUGCAAAUCUUGCAUAGGGAGUUAGUUAGAGCUGCAAGACUGUUGCUGCUUUAUUCUUUUCCUGUUAUCUUUUCUCUCAUUCCAUAUUAUUACUUUUCGUGUGUAUCAAGAGAGAGUUUUCUCUGAUGAGUGAAGAAACAACAGAGAGUCAAAAGAAGAGAGUUGAGCUAUGUGAUUUAGCUUGAGAGAUAAUUCUUUUCUGUUUUUGAUUGAGAGUUACUCUGUGAUCAAUGAUACUUUUCCCGUUUACCUUCCGUGGAUGUAGGAUUGUCAAAUCCGAACCACGUAAAUCUUUUGGUAUAUUGUGUUCUUGUUUUUGCUCGCUAUACUUAGCUCGUUUCUUGGUGAUUCUUGCUGAUUCUCCCUUACAAGUGGCGCCGUAUGUGGGAAGGAGGAUCGAAGGGUGAAAUCAGCGGGGUGUAAGUGUAACGAUGGCGACGGCGAAGUUUGAGGCCGAGAAAUUCACCGGAAAAAAUGAUUUUGGGCUGUGGCGAAUAAAGAUGAAGGCGAUGCCUGACCUCUAAUUUCAAGAUAAAUAGAUUGUUGUGGCGAAUGAAGGAAAAAGAAAAGAAGUAACGUGUUUAUAAAAAGAGGGACGAUCUAUGAGUAUUAUAUCAGAUUGUUUAAAUAGAUUUUAAGUCUAUGCAAGUAACAAAAAAUUAUUUGAGUAUUGAAAUGUCGACAUUUUCGAAACCAAAUCACGAAUAGAGUGUAAUUUGAAGAUGCAAA